UCUGAGGCGCCCUCCUUUGCUGAAGCUCAGCGGUAGCGAGCAAGGCCUGCCUUAUGUAUGGUUAUUGAAACGCAUGUAAGGGCAGCUGAGGAAGAAGGAAAGUGGCAGAAUUCGAAAACAGUUGCCUGGAUCUGCUCGAGAAUAUCAUCUACCUUUUCUUUGUGCCUUUACUACAGUGGUCGAAUGUGUGCUUCCCGGUGAAGAAGUCGAGGGAUCAGCUGGGUUUCCCAACAAUGAGCUCCCAACAAUUUUCAAGGCCAGGGGUACCUACUACUGGCCUUGCUCAAGUACAAGCAACAGGCAGCAGCACAAACCAGACUAAUACAGGGAUCGGAGAAGAAGGCCCUCGAGACUCUGAUCACAGCUUGCGGGACCACAAUCCUACCACUGGCAGUAGCCUUCCUUUUCGAGAUGAAAAGCAGGAGACUGUGGUGGUACGGCCUUAUCCGCAGGUUCAGGCACAUGGUCAGGCCCUUGCUUUAGCUCAGCACCAUUCUCUGCCAUCGGGUACCUCUGUAACUGUCACGGCACCUCCGGCACACCUAACCCAGGCCAUGUCUCUGUCUUUUCCAGAAGGGGUUAUGAAGCCAACCUUGAAGUCUACCAUACCCAGUCGACCCAUUGCUCCAGCACCAACUUCAAGUCAAGGACAUCUGGCUGUACCACCAAAAGUGCCAAGUCAUGUUGCUGUCAGCAUGGAAAGCAGCAUACCUCAAGCUUCUGCGAUUCCUGUAGCAGCUAUUAGUGGGCAACAGGGGCACCCAAGUAACUUGCAGCACUUGAUGGCAGCCAACUUGCAGAUGUCCAUCAUUCGAAACAGCACCCCUACAGCACCCUUACACAUUGCACCCUCUCCAUCAUCACCUCACACCUUUACCUCACAUUUACCAAGAGGAGCUGCUGCAGCGGCUGUGAUGUCCAGCACAAAAAUGACCACAGUUUUGCGACCAGCUUCUGGACCCAGUCCUGGUACAGGUCAAGGAGCAGUGCAGCACAUUAUCCAUCAACCUAUUCAGUCUCGUCCAACAGUAACAACAUCUACUGUUGUUCCACCUGCUGUUGUAGCCACAGUAUCGGCGACAAGAGCCCAGUCACCAGUCAUAACCACAGCAGCAGCAGCUCAUGCUGUGGAUGCAGUGCAUGGGCGCUCUGCACUCACCAUCCAUCCUCCUCCAGCACCUAUCAGCAUUCAGCAAAGGCAGCCACAACCCCGGGAUGCAGCCACUCGUAUUACCCUGCCUACACAUUCAGCUAUUGGCACCCAGAAAGCACAGCUCCCCACAAUGCCACAGAAGUCUCCCUAUAGUGCUCUGGUCUCUGCUACAGUUGCCCCAAUUUUAGCCACCAACAGUGUCCCAUCUCCCACAACAGCAGGCUCUGUUGUGCACACGCAAGCCACCACCAGCACUAUCGUUACAAUGACGAUGCCAUCUCAUUCUUCACACGCUACUUCAGUUACAACCUCUGCUAUUCCAGUGGCAAAAGUGGUCCCACAGCCGUCCUCCAGAAUACAACCGGAUUAUCCAGGAGAAAGAAGCAACCUAAUUUCCAUUUCUGGUCAUCGGUCUUCCCCAAAUCCUGUUCCUAUGGAAGCCAGAAGUGAUAAUAGGCAGUCUGUGCCAGUGCAGUUCUUGCACUACUUGCCUACAUAUCCACCAUAUGCAUACACAUCAGUCACCAGCUCUGUUUCUACCAUGCGCCAGUAUCCAGUUUCUGCUCAGGCUCCCAGUUCAGCAAUAUCUGCACAGCCUGGUGUUGGUGUAGCUUCUACUGUUCAUCUCAGCCCCAUGCAGCUUAUGACAGUUGAAGCAUCUCACCGUAUCGGACUUCAGACAGCUCCAGUUGGAACACAAGGAAUCCAGCCAGCCCAGAUGAACACACCUGGCAUGCAGCCCACUCCCCUUGGGACCCAGGGAUUACACCCAGCUGCACCAAUGGGAACACCGGGUAUCCAGCCAGCUUCCCUUGGCUCACAGCAGCAGAAUGAGUCUAAAACAUCUGUGGUUCUGACUGAUUGUCCGACAUUAGUGGCCAAUCCCAUCAGCAACACGUUCAGCCCCACGCCAGCUGCCACCACAGUAGUACAGACUCCUCCCCAGAAUAUUGGUGCCAACACCCCAACGCUUGUGUCAUCUCCACGGCCCAGCAUUCUCCGUAAGAAACCAACCAGUGAAGGAUCUACAGCCCGGAAAAGUAUCCCACCCCAGGCGGGAGAAGCAACAAGCCCUCGGUUGGACAACACAGUGCGAAGUGCUUCGUGCUCUCCAAGGCCUGCUGGUACCAAGCAGAAACCUGAGCUUCACAUGGCCUUGGCACCACCGGUUACUGCUACUGUUGAAGCAUUGUCUAGCCAGAGUGGGGAGCAGCAGUCCGCCCCACCACCACAGCAUCCACCACAAGCAAUACCAGCAAUCCUAACUGCAUCUGCAGCAGUGACGACGUCACAACCCCCUGUUGCCUUGUCCUCUCUCCCUGCAGCUAUUGCUGUGGCUCCCCCUCUUCCAGUUUCAAUGGCCAAUGUGGUUGCCUCUUCUACCCAGUCAGUAGUAAGCAGUGGCAUAGCUGCCUCCUCUGCAAGCAGCAUUCUUCCAGAGAUCAAAAUCAAGCAGGAGGUUGAACCAACUGAUACAGCACAGCCAGGAACAACAAACGUGUUGGCAUCUCCUGUAAUGGCACCUACAGUGCCUCCUGUCCUUACACCUCUCAGCAAUAGUCUAGGACUUACUGGAACUGACAUGCCCCAUGGAGCUUCCCCACGAAAGAAGCCACGUAAACAGCAGCAUGUAAUAUCCACUGAAGAGACAGAGAUGAUGGAGACCAAUAGUACAGAUGAGGAAAAGGCAUCAUCCAGGCCUUUGGCAGUAAAGGCAGAGAAACGCAAAUCUCCUCCCAAGGAGUAUAUAGAUGAGGAGGGUGUUCGCUAUGUGCCAGUCCGCCCAAGACCUCCUGUUACCUUACUCCGCCAUUAUCGCAAUCCAUGGAAAGCAGCCUAUCACCAUUUCCAAAGAUACAGUGAUAUAAGGGUAAAAGAGGAGAAAAAGUGCACCAUGCAAGAUAUGGCUAAUCAAAAGGGUGUGGUAUGCAGAGCGCAGGGCUGGAAGGUACACUUGUGUGCUGCACAACUGUUGCAACUGGCAAACCUGGAACAUGAUGUAUACAGCCGUCUUACUACAUUACAGGAUGGGCUAAUUCCCAAGAAGAAGGCUGGAGCAGAUGAUGAUUUGCAUCGGAUAAAUGAGCUCAUACAGGGCAACAUGCAACGCUGCAAGCUGGUCAUGGAUCAGAUCACAGAGACCCGUGACGCCAUGAUGAAAGUGCUGGAACACAAAGACCGUGUGAUGAAGCUGCUGAACAAGAAUGGCAGUGCCAAAAAAAUGGCCAAACUAAAGCGCAAAGAGAAGGUGUAAAAUUAUGAAAUAUUAUCCUCUGAGAAAAGGGGAUGUAUUCACUUGCAUCGAGCACCCUUGCCUCUGCCACGGAUUCUGGUCCAGAUUGUUGUAGAACUCUACUUUAUCUUUUCCCCUGUGAACAGUAUUUUGAUUGCUGCAUUGUUCUUACUGCAGUAUCAGCCAAAGCAGAAACGCCCAGGAAUUUUCUCUUGGGAAAAUAACUUUUUGUUGUGUUUCCCUCACUUUUUCUAAACUGAAGGCUUAUAAUACUAUCAUGCUCUACUUUUGUUGUACAUUUGCAUCAUUUUGUCUCUGAUGGAAAGUAACAGCCUGUCUUCAUUUGCUCUCCAAUAAUGAUUUUUUCAAUGGACACAUGAAAUAAGCAGCUUGAUAAGUGGCUAAAGACUGACCACACCUUAGUGUUCUUUUUUUUACAGGAUUGUGACCUGGGCUACUAAAAAUUUUAAUAAGAAAUUAACUCUUUGAUGACUGAUGACUUCAGUUUGUCUUUUACAGGCUCUAGACUAUGAAUUAACGAUCAUUAUUUUAUCAAUUACUACUAUUUAAUUAGUUGACCAUGCACCAUGGGUGCUGGACACCUAUUCCUAAUAUUUAAAUGCAACCCUUUUCACCUUCCAGUUUGUGGGUGUCAAUUGGGGCAAAGUAUGCGCCCACUUUAAAAGGGGUGCAAAUGGCAGCAUCUGUAUCAGAUUUAGCUUUUUUUUUUUUAAUUCCUUUUUAGUUGGUGAUGAAUCUUGUUCUCAUCCUGAAGCCCUUUGUAAAACAGAAAAUACUAAUGUUCAGAACUAGGGAUUCCGGAAUGCUUCUGAUUGUAUUUAGGAGCAAAUGCUUUUUGGAGGUUUUGGGAGGAGCACUAGGCAGAUUGGCAAACAAUCUAUUAUUUAAAAGCACUUCUGCUUUUACUGCCAUUAGGCCUUUUUACUUUAGGAGACAUUAAGCUGUUCCUAAACAGACAACCUUCAGUAUUUGCUGUGUUCAGCACAAUAUGCACCCUCUGUAAACUGUGUCUGUCAGCUGGCCGGACUGAUUUGUGUGUGUGUGUUUUUUUUUUUUUUUUUCCUCUCUUUCAUCCUUUUUUUCUCUUCAGCUCUCAGUUUACAUUUCAUUUGCCAUUCAUGGCUGCAAAAAAGAACUAGUUUGAGGUCACCCCAUUAGCUUAGGUUGUUUCAAGGCCAACAUGCCUAGAUUUGUUCAAAAUGCUGCCUUGUUCAAAGUCUCAGGCGUGUUCACCAAGUCAGUGGCGUAUCUGUAAUUAAUCUGCAGUAUGCUGGUGCUAUAGAGGGGUUAUAAUGACAUGAAUUGGGGGGUGGGAGGGGAAAUGAAAUACUUGGAAAGUUUGGGAAGGGUGAAAAAGCAGCCUGCAACAGCUUUGAUGAAAGAAAUGGUUGUGGCAAAGCUGAAAAGUGUUUGAAUUUUUCUUCAAGUAAUGGAGGAAGUUGUUUUUUUUUUCUCUCAUUAAAAUGUACAGAUUUAUCUAGUUCCUCUGUAAAUUAGAAUUUUUGUUUUGUAAAGCAGUCCAACUAAAGUGUUGGAAUAAAAUCCUGUGAUAUUUCUGGUAGUGCUUUAGUGUGUCAAAAAAUGUGCUGUAUGUUAAGUCUCAAUUAAGUCUUUUUACAAAAAUAAAAAAAUGAAUUUCUA
Molecule: messenger RNA, 5048 nt
Organism: Polypterus senegalus (gray bichir)
Lineage: Eukaryota; Metazoa; Chordata; Cladistia; Polypteriformes; Polypteridae
Gene: sap130a
Product: Sin3A-associated protein a
Exons: 21
Coding region: 234-3407 (1057 amino acids)
Biological process (GO): negative regulation of transcription by RNA polymerase II
Cellular component (GO): Sin3-type complex
Source: RefSeq, a predicted model, not a curated record